Messenger RNA from Sphaerodactylus townsendi, 1351 nucleotides. RefSeq lists its product as uncharacterized. Bases 1 to 900 code for a protein of 299 amino acids. The record is from RefSeq and is a predicted model, not a curated record. Lineage: Eukaryota; Metazoa; Chordata; Lepidosauria; Squamata; Sphaerodactylidae. The transcript has 3 exons.
AUGCAAACACAAGGUGGAGACGAGCAACAGAAGGGGAAACCAGCAAAGCAUCGCUUGGCUACCUGCCACUCCCAGCUGGGCAAGACAGUGCACACACCUCGACCAUUCAGAGUGAUUCUGCAGAGCAAAUUUAUAACAAUUGCCACACGUUUUAAAUAUGCUCUGCAGAAUCCACUACACUCUGCUUCUGUCGGUCUGGAAGUGGAACACAGGCAGAGCAUGAGCUACCCAGCGAGCAGAAUCCUAAUGGCGGUAAAACCCGGCAUCUCCGAUGGAGGGGCAGGUCUCGGGUGGCGGCAGACCCUCGGGAUCGCGUUGCUCUUGGGGGGCACGCACGCACCCCCCCAAAAAAACCCUGAUCCGAGAUCCUUUGAAGCCGGGCCCCAAAACGUGUCUGCAGAAAGGAGUCUCCGGAGGUCCGCCCUAAGCGUGCUCAGAACCGCAGGCCCCGCCGAGAAAAUCCCCCGCCGGACACGCCGCGAGACCGGCUCCUGGAAGCAAGUUGGCGAGCUACCGGAUGCAUGGCAAGAAACCCGCACUCACCGACUGCGCCCUCCCGUCCUUCCCUUCACCUGCAAGGGGCCGCCAGCCUCUCCUCCGCCGUGCAUCAAGGGGAGCCGCUGCUGCACCGGGUCCCGGGAGCAGGAGGCUGCGCCGGGCUUGGAGCAGCCGGAGGGCUUCCCUCUCCUCUCCUCUGUGCCCGGCUUCUCCUGCAGCGGGAAGCCCUCGGCGGGGCCCCGGAGGGUGGCCGGGGGCGGCAGCGCGCCCAGCCUGGGCGCCGCCGGCGAGCAGGCAAACCCAUCAACACAAACAAAGGACAUUUGGAUUUACAAAAUAAUGGGAUCAAGGUGUGCUGUGGCCCUUGGAAAAUGUCACUCGACUUCCCAUUGGAUUAUUUGAACUUUCCACUGACAGGAUCUCAAGACCAUUGGACUAUUUGAAUUUUUCCAUUCACAAAAAUCUCAAGGCACCAGCCUCAGGCAAAGGGUGCAGCCUUGUAACAUCCACCCUGUUAUCAGCAUGCCAAGAAGAGACUGGAUUUUCCCUUUUGUCUUCUCCAGGAUUGACCAAGGAUCGUGAGAUUACGCCAGCCGCAGGAAUCAGCCAGGGUCCAUUCAUAAAACUCCAGGAACUCCCGUAUUGUGUUUUUAAUGUUUUCUUUUGUUGCAACCUGUUUGUAUUACGUGGCAGGGGACUGCCCCCUUCCUUGCUUGUACUAAUGGGGUUGGGGACUGCCUCCUUCCCCCUGGCCUUUGGGAAAAACUGUAUAAAAGGUGCGUGUUUAGCUCUGCCCAGUGCAGUCUUGCUUGGUAAGAGCUUGAAAUCACAAUAAACAACCUCUGCUCUGCAG